Molecule: messenger RNA, 3125 nt
Organism: Patiria miniata (bat star)
Lineage: Eukaryota; Metazoa; Echinodermata; Asteroidea; Valvatida; Asterinidae
Product: Kv channel-interacting protein 4-like
Exons: 8
Coding region: 487-1101 (204 amino acids)
Biological process (GO): regulation of potassium ion transmembrane transport
Cellular component (GO): voltage-gated potassium channel complex
Molecular function (GO): potassium channel regulator activity; calcium ion binding
Source: RefSeq, a predicted model, not a curated record
AUACCUGGUCAUGCUAGCAAGCUUUUCUUUUGGUUGUGCUCGCGUUGGUGAUGUCAACAACUUAACAAUAGCAGGCUGGAUUUAUUUUGGUCACACUACUAUCGUUGUGUAGGCCUACUGAUGGAUUUGUCACAGUUACUUCUCUAUGUUAAACUCAUCAUGGUUCAAAGAACCUUAUAAAUGCAUUUUUGGAGGACGGCUAAACACUGUACUGACCUGAGCCUUUUACGCUCCAGUCUAUUGUAAGGUGACUUGACCAACCGUGGUCCAUUGUGAUUUUGCCUUUGUCAUCGACUGCUGUAAACAGCGAUCAAAAAUCAAAUCUCCACCACUUUUAGCUCAGUUUGCCUUCAGGAAGCAAUCGGGAACAAGGCCUGUGUUCAAUUCAUUCUAGCUUUGUUAUUUGUUAUUGGUCAUACUGUGGUGUACAGUGUGGUCUCGUAUCUUCGAAUCGAAUCAAAUGGUUCACACCUGUGCUUCACGAAAAUGGGUUCUCUCAUAUCCAAAAAAUAUAAUGACCUGGAAGACUUGGAAAUGCAGACGGUGCGAUACAAGCCCGAAGGCAUCGACAAGCUAUGCAGGACGACAAAAUUCACCAAGAAAGAACUACAGCUGAUGUACAGAGGCUUCAAGCAGGAGUGUCCGUCAGGGCUCGUGAACGAAGAAACAUUCAAAGAAAUUUACUCACAGUUUUUCCCCCAAGGAGAUUCCAGUCAUUAUGCCCACUUUGUCUUCAAUUCAUUUGAUACGGAUCACAACGGCUCCAUUACAUUUGAGGAGUUUGUCAUGGGAUUGUCAGUUCUCUCCAGGGGGACACUAAACGACAAGCUGAAUUGGGCUUUUAACUUGUAUGAUAUCAAUGGCGAUGGGUACAUCACAAGAGAAGAGAUGCUGAGUAUAAUACAGUCGAUCUACGACAUGAUGGGCAAGUAUUCAGAACCCACGUCAGAAGACAUCACACCGGGGGAGCAUGUUGAAAGAGUCUUCCAGAAAAUGGACCUUAACAAAGAUGGUGUCGUAACGAUAGAUGAGUUUUUAGACUCGUGCAGAAGCGAUGAAACCAUCACCAAGUCCAUGCACGUUUUUGAUACGAUAUUAUGAAAGUGAAACAAUCGGCGAAGGGAAACUUUUUUUUAAACAACAGACAGUGUGAAAUUGGACACUUUGUAUCUGCAGGGAAACAAAUCUACGUGCUAUGUCUAUGCCAUCCGUCAUCAUUUUCUUGAUUGCUGUGUUUUUCAAAUGAAACCGUUCGGAGAGACAGAUUUGAUUGAGUAGAGUUUAAUAUCUGUUCGCUUUAGUCCCGUAGUCGUGAGUACUUGGACAGCAGUUUCUUUACAGACCAACACAAGAUUUUAGAUGGGGACAUCAUCGCUUUUGGAAAAAUCAAGUGGAAAUUUUUUUUGAGCCAUUGCAGUACACUGGAUUUGCAUUUGUCUUCAGUUUCCGUGGUAAUGGAUUAUGCUACUUUCCCAAUGGAUUGGAUACAGUUCUUAGAUUAUCCCACCGGCUCAACCAAGUAGAGUAAAAUGCCUUGCUCAAGAACACUACAGAGAGCUUUGGCUGGACUUGAACCCGUAACCUGUCGAUCUGAAGUCAGCCGGAGUGGGAUUCGAACCCAUAGCUUGCUCAACUGGAGUCUAACCCGAGACCAGCUGAUCAGGAGUUGAAGUGGGGCUGGAUUUAAAUCCUUAAACCAUUGAUCGGUUGUCAGCUGGAGUUGGCUUCUAACCUGUAACCGAUAGAUCUGAAGUCAUUGGUUUUCUGCCACACUUCUCAGCCCUCCAUUUCUGCAGCUUCUUUGUGUAUGUCUCCACACUGAACCUGCAUCUGCACUACAUUUAUAGGUGUUUUUUUUCCAUGAGAGGCUGCCAGAUCAAUACCCAAACAAAUUAAUUAAACAUCAGAAAAACCUUACGGUUUGCUAUUUUACUUCAUUAUUCAAAAAAAGAGUCAAUUUUCAUGUAUACCAGGUGAUAAAUCGGCCUAUUUUGUUUUUGAAACUGUACUCAUUUUUCUUCUGUCUACUCACACGCAACAGUUACUAUAGCCAUCAAAUAAAGGGAAACAAAAAUCUAAUGAACCCAUAUUUCAGAAAUUGAAAAAAAAAGAGCAAUAGUAAUCGCAGAGAUGUAUAUUACUCGUAAAAUAAAUUACAAAAUUCCAUUAGCAUGGUGGUACUAGGAGUACUGCUGUAACCAAGUAAGAAUCAAAUUUAUUAGGUGCUUGAUAAUCAUUUUAGAAGCCGGAAUAUUACACUGAGAUGACGUUUAACAUUCUCAUGUGCCUUGUGGAAGGGAUGCCGAAAUCUGUAUAAAUUGGAGUAAUCUGGCGGUUCCUAAAUAUCUUAUCAACCAGGCUGAAGUUUAAAAAUGAGAAUGAAUAAUUGUUUGGCUCAUAAGUAUACACAAGACAGAUACUUUUAAGAUUUGGUGGUUUUUGUUUGAACAAAAACAAGGGGUUUAUUUUGUUAAGUUAUGAUGAACGUGUACAUGUUUGCAUGAUAUUUUUUUCGUCAAUCAAAAAUUUGAAGAGUAUUUCCAAAACGCGAUAUAUCCAUUUGAAAAAAAAGGGAAAAAGUUGCAGGUUAUGAAAACGUAUAGAACGUACACAGCAAAGCAGCUGUUUGCAAAUUACGUUUCGCUUCAUUGUAUUCUAAAAUUGUGUUUACCUAUAUCACAGCUGUCGAAACUAACGUUGGGCAAUCAGGAGAAGGCUAUUAAGUAUUAACCAGUUUGUGCCGGGAUUAUUUUGACAAGAACGGAACAAGGCGUGGGAUUAUUUUUCACUCGAACUCAAGCCAGGCGGGUUGAAACCAUCACCCUCGGGCAGCACACUCGUAUUUCUGGCCUUGGUCGCUGCAAGCGGGUUGCUGAUGGAUAUUUCCAGCCUUGCUCCCUGCGUGUUUAUCCGUCAUCCGUUCUGAAUACCGCAAAACCUUUGCGUGUAUACACGUCAUCCUGCGCGAACUUGUUAAAAAAGUGGUGAUCGCGUUUUGGAAAUAGCUCAUUUGUUCUUUUAUGUAAUUCAAAACGAUAAAAGUAAGUUACCUUUACAUUCAAUGACAUAUAUUAUAAACGUCAAUAAUCUUCAUACAUUGCUGCCAGUUACACUAUAAACGAUGA